This is a messenger RNA of Chelonus insularis, 1317 nucleotides long. RefSeq lists its product as uncharacterized. The record is from RefSeq and is a predicted model, not a curated record. NCBI's taxonomy places the organism in Eukaryota, Metazoa, Arthropoda, Insecta, Hymenoptera, Braconidae. The transcript has 2 exons. The coding region runs from base 106 to 795 and encodes 229 amino acids.
CAUAAUAUUUUUGCAUACUAUUCGAGCUGACUUCAUUCUUCCACUCUAAAUAUUACAAUUUCAAAUCUCUUGAUAGAAUUUUUGGUUAAUAUUUUUUCCAUCGACAUGAUAAUAAGAUUAUGGCCGACAAUUGUUAUUUACAUUUCAGUAAAGCUCGUUGGAUCUGAAUCUAAGCCACUGGAGCAUGUACUAAAUGAAUAUUCGAACCGAAUAGAUUAUGGCAGUCAAAGAAACUAUAAAAUGUUGCAUUCAGAAAAGAAGAAAAGUUUUGAAUUUACACUUCCACCUUCUUCAGAGAUAAUCAAAACAAACAAUGCAGAAGCUCGUGCAAGUGAUGAACUUCAGGUGAUAGAGACAACAGAAAUCAAUAAUUUAACAGAUGCACAAACUUCUGUGAAAACUCCAGUUACAACAUUGAGUAAUAAUUUGACUAAUUUUAAUAAUAAUAACAAUUUACUCUCAACUCUUUUGGUGACGCUGCUGCAGAAAUUUCAAUUUUCACCUCAAAUGUUUUUCCAAGAUCGUCUCAACCAACUCAAACAGAUUCUUAUAAAUUUUGGACUUAUAGUACCAGAUGAUCAAGUUACUGCUAAACAAUUUCCUAAUAUAAAUAGACUUCUUAAUGUUAUUGGCCUUGAUAAUAGCGAUUUCUAUACUAAUAGAUUAGAGCCAGGUGGUUUAUUCGGUGGCAACGGAUUUUGGUCAAAUAAAGGAGGAUUACUCGGUGGACCAGGUGCUUUUGCCUCGACUGGGCCUAUCUUUACAGAUUAUCCAACACCUUACAGAAAAAAGUAAUUGGCCAAUACAUGUUAUUCUUUUGAAAAGACACAGGAAAAGAGGCAGAAUAGUUUUAAUAAGGUCAUUUUAUGAUACCAGCUAUUGAAAUUCAGAAGCUCAUACUGUGAGUAUGCUAGUUCGAAUGAAAUCCUUUUAUGGAACUUGUUUUGUUCGUAAUUACAAUGCGAAGUUAAAAUACCAUAUUUAGCUCCAAACUCACCCUGGAAAUUUUUUUGAUAAAGAAAUGUGAUAUUCUAUUGUUUGAACUAUACCCUUUAAAUUUAUUCAAAAUUAAAUUAUCAAAUAUUUAUCAUUUUUUACAUUGAAUUUUUAUUAUGGCUGAACAGAUCAAUAGAUAGAGAGUUUUAUAAUAAAUUUUUAAUAUCAUUUACAUUGAAAUAAUAAGCUGAUAAGCUAAUAGAAUGAGAAUAAAAAAAACUGAUAGAGAGAUUUGAAGUGACAUUAAAUGGACUAUUCUCUCAUUAAUAUUAUCACGAAAUUAUGUAUAUUUUUAAUAAUAAAUAUAGAUGUAAAGCAUAA